UUGCUGCUAGAAAUAUCAACAAAAGUGAAGUGUGCUAUUCAACGUCAAUUGAGCCAGUUUGCAGAGUCUGUGGAAUUCAAUUCUAGAAAACUUGAUGAUAUACUCGAAACCGUAGAUGCAUUUAAAACUACAGUCAAAGAAAUAAAAAAUAAGAAUAUCGAAUUAUCUAACCGCAAUAAAAACUUAGAAUAUAGAAUAAGUUCAUUAGAACAGCGUUUACAAGAACAAGAACAGCAACAGCUUAUUAAAACUAUUGAUAUUUUUAAUAUCCUAUUCACUGACAACGAAGAUCUUUUCAACGUCGUGCAAAAAAUUCAACAAAAACUUGAAUUGGAAGAAAACAUUACAGAAGUAAAGCGCUGUGGUUACAAUAGAAGUAAUUCCGGAAAACUACGUGUGGUUCUACCAUCAGAAACUGUUAAAACAAAAUGGCUUACAAAAGCAAAGGAUACAAAGGUCAUGGUGAACGAUAUCUUACCUAGCGCAUCAUCGUUGACUGGUAAAAAAAACCAUCUACAUAAUUGA
This is a messenger RNA of Parnassius apollo (apollo), 525 nucleotides long. The record is from the annotation of a GenBank genome assembly. Lineage: Eukaryota; Metazoa; Arthropoda; Insecta; Lepidoptera; Papilionidae.